Messenger RNA from Ceratina calcarata, 726 nucleotides. RefSeq names its product lipase 3-like. The transcript has 5 exons. The record is from RefSeq and is a predicted model, not a curated record. NCBI's taxonomy places the organism in Eukaryota, Metazoa, Arthropoda, Insecta, Hymenoptera, Apidae. The annotation marks the transcript as partial.
AACAAAAGCCAGUCGUUAGCUUUCAUGCUGGCCGACCAGGGUUACGAUGUGUGGUUCGGGAACUUUCGGGGGAACACUUAUUCGAAGGCUCACGUUAAUCUGACCACCAACGAUAAAAGAUUUUGGGACUUCAGCUGGCACGAAUCAGGUAUUUACGAUCUACCGGCGAUGCUCACUCAUAUUGUGAAAACGAAACAAAACUUGGUGAGGGCCUACAUCGGACACUCGAUGGGUACAACAGCUUUCUUUGUCCUAUCUAGCGAACGACCGCAGAUAGCACGACUGGUGCAAUCAGCGUACCUCUUAGCCCCGAUCGCGUAUGUGAAAUACCUGCAAUCUCCCGUACUCCGAUUUUUAGCCUCCAUUAAUGAAACCUUGAAGAAAUUAAUUGAUGACGUCUCACAUGGCGAGAUUCUACCGAACGAUAUUCUUGUUAAGAUUUUUAGGAAAUACAUCUGUUAUUUCAAUACUCUGGAAGAAAAAGUUUGCUCUAAUCUGUUGUUCCUUCUAUUCGGAUUCGACAAUACGGAAUUUGAUUACCAAUUAAUGCCUAAGUACAUGAAUAACUUUCCGGCUGGUGCAUCUGCCAAGCAAUUCGCACAUUACUACCAAUUGAUUAACUCCGGAGAUUUUAGACAAUACGACUACGGUAAAGACAAAAAUUUGAAGAUUUAUAAUAGCAUCGAACCACCGAAGUAUAAUAUAUCGAGGAUCAUAACACCGAUC